Brassicogethes aeneus is the source of this 1429-nucleotide messenger RNA. Lineage: Eukaryota; Metazoa; Arthropoda; Insecta; Coleoptera; Nitidulidae. The record is from the annotation of a GenBank genome assembly.
GUAACCCUGUAGCUAUCCAACCUAAUUUUGACAGUUGACACCUUUUUUAUUUACAAUCAAUAACUGUUUACAUUAAAAUCCCUGUAUUUUAACAAAAAACAGUAUUUUAGCUCCGUCCAAAAUGCCUGCCGCCGUGGCAGAAACCCAGGAAUCCAAAGAUGAACGUAGUGAGCAGAUGUGGAAAGUUUUGAAGGCGCAUAUUUUACGCGAAAGGGCACGUAAAAGGCAGGAAAGGGAACAAGAAGUCGAAGAAGAACGGCAACGUAAAGAAAGAGAGGCUAGAGAACAACAAGACGUAAUGACCCUCGGUGAGACUAGAGAGCAGAUAUCACAGCUAGAAGCUAAGUUAACGCAGUUGAAGGAAGAAAAACACCAGCUGUUUUUACAGCUUAAAAAAGUGUUAAAUGAGGAUGAUAAUAGGCGAAGGCAACUAGUUAAAGAAAACGAUAUGAACUUGACAGCACUCCAAACAAUGCCUUCUGCAUUGGUACAUCAACAGCUGUAUAUUUCUCCAUCUGUACCAAGAGGAGCUCCAAUUCCUCCACAACAGCCAACUUUUAAAGCUACGGUUAAAAGACCAAGAAGUCCCAGUCCCCAACCAGCAGUUCCAGUUUCAAUGUACCAUCAAGGAUAUGGUUAUAAACCACCUGCAGUUAAUACCGCUAAUUACCAAACAUCACCACAAAAAGAUGAUGGUAGACGUAAUACAGAAACUUUAGUCAGAGCAGUUUUAUGGAACAAAAACUCGCAAUACGCGAACCAAACAUCGGCGUUCUACCCUGUGGCGCACCCAGAAAUCUCGAUCUACUACCCGAUGACGUCACGCGAACCCCCGCGAGGCGUGUACGAAUCCCCGCGACCGCAAACCUUCCACCUCGAGCAGAAAAUCCCCGACCACUACCAAUCGCUGCGCACGCCCUCCUCGCACGGCCACGUGGUGCACGCGCGCGAAGGCCCGCUUCCGGUCAUGACCAGCCAGCAGCCGAAGACCGGAAGCAUCACUUCCGGGUACUCGGUGCGGUCGCAGGCGCAGUACCAGCAGCAGGUGUCGUCGCCUGCUUCGUUGUACACGACGCAGAGCAGGCCGUUGUAUCAGACGCCCGGUGGAAUCAACUACUUGCCGAGGGAUUGAGGGUGCUUUGCGUGAUUCAAGCCAAUGGGAUGUGGUCUUUUCGGCAUAGAAAUUGGUAAGGUUUAAGUAUAAGAUGAGGCGUACUAGAUUCUAUAAUGGAUUGCUAGGUUAAACCGUGUUGCUGCUAGAUUAUUUAUAAGAAAGAAGGCAAACAUUCUACUCUAUUUUUUUUGAUAUACAGGAUGCACUAUGUGUAUUAGACUGGGCCAAAAAAAUCAGCUAUUUUUUUUUUGAAAAGUAUAUCGAAAAUAUGGUUUGGGGUUUAAAAAAAUUUAUGUGAAAGUUUGAGUCCAUAAU